AUGAAGCUGCUGGCGGCGGCACUAAGGAACUUCAUCGCAGCGAGCAAACGGUGCAGGAACAACCUGCCGUCAGCUCCCCUGUUCCUUCUACCUCUGUGUUUCUCUAACGGCCUAAACUCUCCGAUUCCUACGAAAUUCCGCAUCUCCAGAGAACCAGUCCCACACAAACCAAAAGCACGGCAAACCUCCAAGAAGGGCGCGAAGAAAAUCAUUAAGAAGUCGCCAACGAAGGGCAACAAGAAGAGGAGGCGGUCCAGGAAAGAAAGUUACUCCAUCUACAUCUACAAAGUGAUGAAGCAGGUUCACCCCGACACCGGCAUCUCCUCCAAGGCCAUGAGCAUCAUGAACUCGUUCGUCAACGAUAUUUUCGAGCGCAUCGCGGGGGAGGCUUCCCGCCUGGCCCAUUACAACAAGCGCAGCACCAUCAGCUCCCGGGAGAUCCAGACCGCCGUGCGGCUGCUGCUGCCCGGGGAGCUGGCCAAGCACGCCGUGUCGGAGGGCACAAAGGCGGUGACCAAGUACACCAGCUCCAAGUGA
Molecule: messenger RNA, 537 nt
Organism: Hemiscyllium ocellatum (epaulette shark)
Lineage: Eukaryota; Metazoa; Chordata; Chondrichthyes; Orectolobiformes; Hemiscylliidae
Product: late histone H2B.L4-like
Exons: 2
Coding region: 1-537 (178 amino acids)
Cellular component (GO): nucleosome
Molecular function (GO): DNA binding; protein heterodimerization activity; structural constituent of chromatin
Source: RefSeq, a predicted model, not a curated record